Erinaceus europaeus (western European hedgehog) is the source of this 3639-nucleotide messenger RNA. It is a transcript of the gene ZFP91, whose product is annotated as ZFP91 zinc finger protein, atypical E3 ubiquitin ligase. The transcript is spliced from 11 exons. Bases 191 to 1867 code for a protein of 558 amino acids. The record is from RefSeq and is a predicted model, not a curated record. Gene Ontology annotation, cellular component: nucleus. NCBI's taxonomy places the organism in Eukaryota, Metazoa, Chordata, Mammalia, Eulipotyphla, Erinaceidae. Gene Ontology annotation, molecular function: transcription coregulator activity. Gene Ontology annotation, biological process: regulation of transcription by RNA polymerase II.
GAGGGGAGGGGGGCCGCCCUGGGAGCCGGGCGGAGGGGCGGGGGGGAGAGGAGCGCAGAGUGAGAGGGAGCCGGCCGCUCCGGGAGCAGAGGGGGGCGGGGGGGGGGAACCUGCUCCGCGGCCUCCGCCGCCGCCUCCUCCGCCUCCGCCGCCGUCCGGGACGACGGGAUUAAGGGACGGACGAGCCCCGAUGCCGGGGGAGACGGAAGAACCGAGACCCCCGGAGCAGCAGGGCCAGGACGGGGGAGAGGCGGCGGCGGCCAGGGCGACCCCGGAGGAGCCUCCACACCAGCCCCCGGCGGCGGCGGCGGCGGCGGGACCCGCUAGCAGCCGCGUGCUGAGGGGAGGCCGGGAGCGGGGCCGGGCCGCCGCCGCCGCCGCCGCCGCCGCGUCCCGCCGGAGGAAGGCCGAGUACCCGCGCCGGCGGAGGAGCAGCCCCAGCGCCAGGCCUGCCGACGCCGCCAAGCCGCCGUCCCCGCCUCAGGGCAAGAGGAGUCCGCGACUCGUAUGCUUGGAAAAAGUAACAGCCGACAAAGAACCCAAGGAAGAAAAAGAAGAGUCUUCCCUCCCUCAGGAAGUUUCCAUUGCUGGAAGUAGGCCAAGCAGAGGCUGGCGCAGUAGUAGCAGGACGUCUGUCUCUCGGCAUCGUGACGUAGAGAACACUCGAAGCUCCAGGUCCAAGACUGGUUCCUUGCAGCUCAUCUGCAAGUCAGAACCGGAUACAGAUCAGCUUGAUUAUGAUGUCUCAGAAGAGCAUCAGUCUCCAGGUGGCAUUAGUAGUGAUGAGGAAGAGGAAGAAGAGAUGUUAAUUAGUGAAGAGGAAAUACCAUUCAAAGAUGACCCAAGAGAUGAGACCUACAAACCUCACUUAGAAAGGGAAACUCCAAAGCCACGGAGAAGACCAGGGAAAGUGAAAGAAGAGAAAGAGAAGAAAGAAAUUAAAGUAGAAGUAGAGGUAGAGGUGAAAGAAGAGGAGAAUGAAAUUAGGGAGGAUGAGGAACCUCCUAGAAAGAGAGGAAGAAGGAGAAAAGAUGAUAAAAGUCCACGCUUACCCAAAAGGAGGAAAAAACCUCCAAUCCAAUAUGUCCGUUGUGAGAUGGAAGGAUGUGGAACUGUUCUUGCUCAUCCUCGCUAUUUGCAGCACCACAUUAAAUAUCAGCAUUUGCUGAAGAAGAAAUAUGUAUGUCCUCAUCCUUCCUGUGGACGACUCUUCAGGCUCCAAAAACAACUUCUACGACAUGCCAAACAUCAUACAGAUCAAAGGGAUUAUAUCUGUGAAUACUGUGCUCGGGCUUUCAAGAGUUCCCAUAAUCUGGCAGUACACCGAAUGAUUCACACUGGCGAGAAACCAUUACAAUGCGAGAUCUGUGGAUUUACCUGUCGGCAAAAGGCAUCCCUUAAUUGGCACAUGAAGAAACAUGAUGCAGACUCCUUCUACCAGUUUUCUUGCAAUAUCUGUGGCAAAAAAUUUGAGAAGAAGGACAGUGUGGUGGCACAUAAAGCAAAAAGCCACCCUGAGGUGCUGCUGGCUGAAGCUCUGGCUGCCAAUGCAGGAGCCCUCAUCACCAGCACAGAUAUAUUGGGCACUAGCCCAGAGUCCCUGACUCAGCCUGCAGAUGGUCAGGGUCUCCCUCUUCUUCCUGAGCCCUUGGGAAAUUCCACCUCUGGAGAGUGCCUACUGCUAGAAGCUGAAGGAAUGUCAAAGUCAUACUGUAGUGGGACAGAACGCAUGAGCCUGAUGGCUGAUGGGAAGAUCUUUGUGGGAAGUGGCAGUAGUGGGGGCACUGAAGGGCUGGUUAUGAACUCAGAUAUACUCGGUGCUACCGCAGAGGUUCUGAUUGAAGAUACAGACUCUACUGGACCUUAGUGGAAAGGAAGACUCGGGCACUGGGACAGCUCAGACUUUGUAUUUAAAAGAUAAAAAGGACAAAAAAAAUAUAUAAAGCAUUUAAAAUCUAGUAAAAUAACUGAAGGGCCUGCUCUUCCCAUUGUGGAUCACAGUACACACAUCCACCUACCCCCUUCUCUCCCUCAUCUAUCCCCCCUAUAUGAUGUUGCCUUUGCCAGGAAGGUGGACAAAAAAAGCAGUAACAGCUCUCAGCUAGGGGUUAUCCUCCUAUUUCCGCCAGGCAAACUUCUGCUCAUCAGCAAGGCCCCCUUUUCCAACCUGUAAUUCAAAUGUGCUCUGGAUCAGCUUUUAACUCUUAGCAGUAUAUUAGUCCUGUCAAACCCUCUCUUUCCUGCAGCCCCAUGGUUCUGGCUUCUACCCACUGCAGUGCUCUCAAAAGUUUGAUACAGUUCUAAUCUCUGGAGGCCAGCAGCUUGACUUGGCACUUUAGGGCCCCUUAACAGGAUGAGCUGUUAAAACAGCACACACCUUCACCCCCUUUUCUUCUACCCAUCUCGGAUUUCGGAACAGAAGGAUAUGUGGGGACCCUCCCUACUCUUUGACCCUAGCACCUAGUCACCAUCCCAGCACUUCCAUAUGGUUCUAAAUGGUGCUCACUUGCUGGAAAGCAGACUCGCAGCCAGAAGGGGGCUGCCCUUUACAUGGUCUCUCUGACCAUCAGACAGGGCUCUCUAUCAGUGAGACAGUGAGAAAAGUCCCAGACUAAUAGCAGAAAUUUGCACUUUGAACAUGUGUAUUUUUGUGUUGUGGAACCUGAGAUUCCUUAUUUAUUAACAGAAAGUCUGAUUUCUUUUUUUCUUUGUUGCUAUAUUUUGUGAGGCUGGAAGCGAUUCGACUAUUUUGGUGUGGAGUCCUUUUCCAUUAGAGGUACAUCUGAAAGCAAAAUGUUAGGAUUGAAGAAGCACAGCCAGCCUCUGAAAUCAUAGCUCUCCUGUGGCCUUUAAAGUAAGCUGGUCCUCAGCACUAACAAAAUCACUACAGUAGCCUAGUGAGAUUUUGGAAGACUUUUUUUUAAAAAAAACGAGGAUGUUAGGUUUGUGGUAAUUAGUGCUCUUUGAAUUUUUUAGAGCAUUAAGAUUUAGGAAUUUUUGAAGGGAUGAGGAGGAUGUUCAGGAUCUGAAUUAUAGAUAAGCGAUUUUUCUCUUGUGAAUUUUUUUUUCUCACAUCACUUUACAGAUUAUAGUGGCCCAGUUCUGUCCCCAUUGCUUUGUUUUUGCUUUUGCUUUGCUUUAUCAUUGGUUCAUUCCAACUCCCAAUUAGUGAAGGAUGCUGCCACUAGUGAAGGAACAGUCUAUGAGUUGUGCAGUUCUUGGUCAAGGAAAGUUGUUCUGUUUUGUUUCCUUUUUAACAGCACUUCAGAAGAGGGAAAGCUUCAAUUAAAACUGAAUGAUUUGUAUAAUAAUGGCUUUGGCUUUCACCUGAAAUUCUGGAAGCUACAUAUCUCAUAAGGGUUUUUGUGGGGUGGGUUGCUUUUUGUUGUCUAUGGGAGAGGUGGCAGGUAGUGUUUUUUGUACAAGUUCAUAAAAUUGGAGAAAGAAAAGACUAUUUUGGCUCACUUUUAGCCGAAAAAAGGGACAGUUUCUAUACUGUGUAUCUCAAGCUGGAAUAAAAGGCUUGCCCUAUUGUUUGUCAGAAAUGUAUGAUGGCUGUUGGAAAGAAUGAAGUUUUGCUGAGAACAAAAUAAGGAACAACUUGUCUUUCACAAACACUAAAACUGCAAAGUUUAUCAA